UACAAAAACAAAUAUUAAAAUUGUGAAUAAACGAAUUAAAAAUGGAUUUAUUUGUCAUCAACAGGUAUAAUGAUAAAAAAGAAUCUGAUAAGCCACACAAUCAUUUAUCAGAAUUAUUACAAAAAAUAGAAGAGAGAAAAAAAUUGAGAGAGCAAGGUGCCUUGAGUGAGGGUAAAAAUUUUCAAAAUAGUGAAGAAAAUAAUUUAUUAUUUACCAAAUCUCAUAGAAAAAGUAGGAAAAGGAAAAAGGAAAAAAUUAAUGUUGAUGAUGGUGAACAAACUGAUAAUAAACCGGAGGACGUAUCCAUUAAUAAUACCAAUGACGAUGUAAAUGCCGAAAAGAUUUCUAUGACAGAGAAAUCGGAGAAGUCAAUUAAUAAACAGUUAGAAAACUUUAUGGUACUUGGCUCCACAAAUCUACAGAAGAAAAGGCAAGUCAAAAGAGUAUUGCCAGUUUGGUUAGCACGCCCUCAAAUUAUUUCAUCAGAUGUGAGUAGUGGUCCAAAGCUGAAAGAACUUAAAGGAUUGUUAGAUGAUCAGCUGAUUCAACUGUUGAAAGCCAAUGGAAUAAAUAAAUUAUUUCCAGUGCAGGAAAAAUUAAUAAAUUGGAUGCAGAAGUGUAGUGAAGAUCGAAUGAAGGGUUGGUGGGUUAGAGACACAUGUGUUUCUGCACCUACUGGCAGUGGUAAGACUUUGGCAUAUGUGUUGCCAAUUAUUCAAUACUUGAAGAACCAAUUGACUCGUGAAAUUCGAUGCCUGAUUGUUGUACCAGUCCAGGAACUUGCAGCUCAGAUUUACAAAGUUUUAACGACUUACUCGACACAAAGUAAUCUUAAAAUUGGCUUAAUUUCCGGUGCUUCAACUCUGGAAAUUGAACAGAAAAAUUUAAUUAAAACAACUGAAAGAGGACAAUUUAUCAGUCGUGUGGACAUUUUAGUAGCAACACCAGGACGGUUGAUAGAUCAUAUAGAAAGAACAAAUGGAUUUUCAUUACAGAGUCUUGAAUUUUUAGUUAUCGAUGAGGCUGACCGGGCAACUGAUUGGCUUAAAUUUAUUCCAGAGUAUCAUCACACUCCCCCUUACCUUACAAUAAAAAAUCUCAACUCGCAUCCAAUUAAACCAGCACAAAAGCUACUAUUCAGCGCAACUUUAUCACAAGAUCCUGAAAAAUUGAGUCGUCUGAGUUUAUUCAAUCCAAUUUUAUUCACUUCAGUAUCGGGAACAAAUCAAACUGAUGAAGAUAUAGACUUGGAUAAUCAAAUGAAUAAAUUCAUUGGCAAAUAUACUAGUCCUAAUGAACUGAUAGAACGUGCUUAUGAAUCACCUCCUGAAUAUAAACCGAUUGUCUUAUAUGAAUUGAUUAAACAAUAUCAAAAACCGACGGACAAAAUUUUGAUAUUCACCAAUUCUGGUGAAUCUGCUCACAGAUUAGCAAUACUUUUAGCAAGUUUUCUAGAACAAUUACAAAUUAAUUUUAACGUUAGUGAAUUAUCAGCACAGUUGAUACCAAAACAACGUGCUCAGAUAUUGGAAAAAUUUCGAGCUGGAGAAAGUAGAAUAUUAGUAAGUUCGGAUGCUCUAGCGCGAGGAUUAGAUAUCCACGACAUAAAACUUGUGGUGUCUUAUGAUCUCCCAAAGUCCGUAAAAGGGUACAUUCAUCGAGUAGGUCGUACUGGUCGUGCAGGAGUGUCUGGAACAGCAAUCUCGAUUCUGACUCCCAACCAAAUAGUCCCUUUCAAUAGAAUGCUGAGCUCAGCUCAUAAAGUUGUUCCAACAAUCGAACAUUUAGAAUCGGUAGAAUCAAUAGCUGAGAAGAUAAAUUAUCAAAGUCACUUGGAUAAACUUAAACGUACAAUUGAAAGUGAACAAACAAAAGAAUUGGAAAAAAUAAGGCUUGGAAAACGACGUAAAUUAAACAACAACAAAAGUAAUAAUAAAUAAAAUUAUAAUUUUGUUAACAUCGAUAGUAACAUUUUAUUGUCUU
Molecule: messenger RNA, 1983 nt
Organism: Chelonus insularis
Lineage: Eukaryota; Metazoa; Arthropoda; Insecta; Hymenoptera; Braconidae
Gene: Dbp73D
Product: putative ATP-dependent RNA helicase Dbp73D
Exons: 6
Coding region: 42-1940 (632 amino acids)
Molecular function (GO): ATP binding; nucleic acid binding
Source: RefSeq, a predicted model, not a curated record